CUAACUACCUACAGAGCCUUCUCACAGAAAGCCUGGAUCUUUCCCUAUCCAGUCUGUCCAGUGAAGGCACCAGCUACCUCAACGUCCUGGUAAACAGCGCAAUGACACUUGAAACAAAGGACACUUCUCUUGCCAGCUUCUUCUGUGCCAUCAAUGAUAUGACUUCGGAGCUAUAUGCAACAGAAUCAAAAAACAGAGAAAUGGAACUGGAAUUGACCAACAUCAGGAAAAAACUAACUGCAGCGCUGAUGCUGGAAAAGCGGCUAGAGGAGGAUCUUAAAAAAACAGAGGAGCUUCUGGAAUUAGAAAAGGCCAAAGCUGACAGCCGAUCCCAGAACUUGAAGUUCCUUAAAGAUAAAUCUGAGGAUUUAAAAAUCAGGAUCAAGCUGGCUGAGGAGCAGCUUGCUGCCACGGGCUUGGACCAGUCGCUGACACAUGAAUCACUCGUGAGCCUAUCUGAGAAACUGGCUGGACUGCAGGAAGAAAUUGUGCCUUUGAAGAAGAAACUGGAGUCCUACCUAGAUUUAACUCCUAAUCCUUCCCUUGCACAAGUGAAGAUUGAAGAAGUAAAACGAGAACUGAACGCCUUGGAGGAAGAAUUUUCAAAGCAGAUUGACAUGCUGACUCUUGAGAUGCCAGAGCCCAGCAAACUCCACUUCUCUUGA
Phaethon lepturus (White-tailed tropicbird) is the source of this 665-nucleotide messenger RNA. It is a transcript of the gene HAUS1, whose product is annotated as HAUS augmin-like complex, subunit 1. The transcript is spliced from 7 exons. NCBI's taxonomy places the organism in Eukaryota, Metazoa, Chordata, Aves, Phaethontiformes, Phaethontidae. Gene Ontology annotation, biological process: centrosome cycle; spindle assembly. The record is from RefSeq and is a predicted model, not a curated record. The annotation marks the transcript as partial. Gene Ontology annotation, cellular component: HAUS complex; cytosol.